Molecule: messenger RNA, 1113 nt
Organism: Symbiodinium pilosum
Lineage: Eukaryota; Dinophyceae; Suessiales; Symbiodiniaceae
Source: the annotation of a GenBank genome assembly
AUGGCGGCAGACAAUGAAGUCUCUGAGAUGGCUACCUCGCAAGUUGCCGGUACAGUGGGCUAUUCCGACCCACUGUACACCAGGACAGGCGUGGUGUCAGAAUCCAGCGAAUGCUACUCAUUUGGGCAGGUCCUCAUAGAAAUCCUGGUCGGCCGACCACCAGCCGUUUUGGCAAAAGAUGGUCACAGCUGUGUGUUCUUAAGUGACGAGCUGCGGCCCAAAGAGGAUCGUGCAAAAACGCGUGUGCUAAGUCGUCUCGACAUGCGCGCGCAGUGGCCUCUGUGCGCUGCCGCCGGCCUGGCUACAUUGGCAUUGCUUUGCAUCCAUGAGGAUGCUGACCGCCGACCCACCUUCCUGGAGGCAACCGAUAUGCUCAGAGACUUGACUGCCGCGGCGGCAGCACAAGAAGCAGCGCAGGAUGGCGGCUGCCGCGAUUCAGCCGAGCAGCAAGAGGUCUGCCAUCAAGCAAUCCCACUGGCCAAGCCCCAGGCCAUUCUGACACCCGGCAGAGAGGACUCUACAUCGGGCUGCUCUCCAGAAAAUGCCCUGAAGCAGCCGGAGUUUCCCCAGCUGGAGUCAGCAGAGGUACUGGGCCAGCUGCUGCAGCACGCCCAGCACGUCAACCGCCCAGCUUUACAGGCUAACGCGACUGGGCAGAGGUCAUCACCCUCCCGGAAUUAUGUACAUCCAAAGCAGGGCCUUCCACUGGCCCAGGUCCAUGUCAGGGCUUCUCCUGUCCAGCAGCACAGGCAACAGACACAAGCUUUGUCGCCAGGGACCUUGAUGCAAAUGUCACCCACUGCCGUCCAGGUCUGGCAACCUGUUUCCCCUGGUGGACCAAACGGGCCCAAUGGACCAAAUGCUCUACAACUCUUGCAAGUGGCAGCCUGCCCCCGCCCAAUAAAUCGACCCUGCGGUCCCUUGGGGGCUGCGUCCCCACACGGCGCACACCUGCAGAUGACGCAUGCAAAGUCCAUGCAGGAGAUGCAGGCGGAAUCAAAAGGAAUCGAUCUUGGCCAACGUGCCAGCUCUCUUGCAGCACCGGUUCUGGUUGGAGAUCGACAUCCGCCAGGUGCCGAAGAAGCUGUUGAAGGACAAACUGAAUCUCUCUGA